Podospora pseudocomata is the source of this 1847-nucleotide messenger RNA. RefSeq lists its product as uncharacterized. Gene Ontology annotation, cellular component: fungal-type vacuole membrane. The record is from RefSeq and is a predicted model, not a curated record. Bases 168 to 1847 code for a protein of 559 amino acids. Gene Ontology annotation, biological process: basic amino acid transport; transmembrane transport. The transcript is spliced from 6 exons. NCBI's taxonomy places the organism in Eukaryota, Fungi, Ascomycota, Sordariomycetes, Sordariales, Podosporaceae. Gene Ontology annotation, molecular function: basic amino acid transmembrane transporter activity.
GCAAUUAGAAUGCAGGUAUCUCCCGGCGUGACUCAACUCAGCGGAAAGGGAGGUUGUUGUAAUCGCUUUAUCGCAUGUAUGCAUAUAUCGAGAUAACUGACCCUACCCUUGCUCGCACACCAUCGCCAUGCUGCGUUUGAAAAUCUUGGCUUCUCUUGCUCUUUUUCAUGAUCACGGCGCCAGAAUAUUUUCUCUCCAAGGCGACAGAAUUGUUCAGUCUCAGAGGCUACUUCCCUCUUGACAUCACAACAGCGAGAAUGACGUCAUCAGAUAUAGAGAGGCACGACACGGACGACCAUGAGCUCCUCAACAGCAUCAGAGACGACCAACCCCUCCUUCGUGCCCCAGACGAAGAAACAUGGUCGCCCCCUCGGGGGUUCCUCUGGAUACAAGUCGCCAUCAUGUCGAAUGUUUUCCUGUACGGAUUCGACGGCACCAUCACCGCAGCGACCUACGCCAUCAUCAGCUCCGAAUUUGAUGCGGCGAACAAUGCCUCCUGGCUUACCACGUCGUAUCUCCUGACCAGCACUGCAUUCCAGCCGUUGUACGGAAGGGUUUCUGACAUCUUUGGCCGCCGCGUGUGUUUCUUCAUCUCGACUGUGACUUUUGCAUUGGGAUGUCUUGGUUGUGGGAUUGCUGGGAAUGUGGUGCUGCUUAAUUGUAUGAGGGCUUUGACUGGGUUUGGGGGUGGUGGGUUGAUGACUAUGGCCACCAUUGUCAACUCGGAUAUGAUCCCGUUCCGCAAACGGGGUAUGUACCAGGCUCUUCAGAACGGCAUGUUUGGAUUUGGAGCUAUUUGUGGUGCUUCUUUUGGUGGAACUAUUGCCGACGGUAUUGGUUGGAGAUGGUGCUUCUUGCUGCAAGUGCCCAUCUCUGCUUUUGCUCUUGUUGUUGGUGCUUUGGUAAUCAGGAACCCCGAAGGAGGGUUUGACUUGGGUCAGGGGUUUCGAGAUAUCUGGACCAAGGUGGACUUUUCGGGCGCACUGCUGCUGGUUUUGGCCAUCUCUAUUCAGCUUGUUGGUCUGAGUCUUGGGGGGAAUGAGCUGCCAUGGGGGAGUCCCUGGGUCAUUGCCUCCUUGGUGGGUAGUGCCGUUUUAUUCGUCUUGUUUCUGGUGGUGGAAUCGAGGACUCGGGCCAUCCCCAUCAUUCCGCUGCGUCUGAUCAAGGGCAAAUUCCCUUUGCUGGUGGAAUUUGCCAAUAUCUGUGUUGGUUUGUCAGCCUACGCGUACCUCUUCAACCUUCCACUAUUCUUUCAAGUUGUGUUGCUGGACUCGGCUACGGCUGCCGGUGCUCGGCUCGCCAUCCCAUCCCUCGCCACACCUAUUGGCGGCUUGAUAGCCGGUGUUGUCAUGUCAAGAUGGGGCAAGCUCCUCACUCUGGUACGCACUGGAGCGUUCCUCAUGGUUAUAGGAAACGCCUUGGUGACCUCACUCGGUUUUGAGGAUUCAGCUUGGAAGUACUACGUGUACAUCUUCCCGGCAAAUUUGGGUCAAGGCAUUGUUUACCCAGGCAUUCUGUUUACCUCUUUAGCUACCUUCGAUCAUGCCGACCAUGCCGUUUCAGCCUCGACGGUGUACUUGAUCCGAUCGCUAGGAACAGUCUAUGGAGUGGCAGUGACAUCUGCAAUCCUCCAAACCACGCUCAGCAUUCGGUUACCCGAUUCUUUGGGCGAGAUACCAGAUAAAUGGAGAAUUGUCGAAGAGAUCCGUCAUUCGGUGUCGGCCAUCCGAGACCUGCCGCCCGACAUCCAACUCAAGGCACGACAUGUCUACUUUGAAGGCCUUCGAUACUCGUUUGCGACAUCUACUGCGGUGGCAGUCGCGGCUGAGGUGUGCAUCACCCACUGA